CUGUUUCGUUUUAAUUCAAUCGAAGAUAGCCUAGAAAAUUCUUGUCCGAGAGAGAGAGAGAGAUGUCGUACUUGCUACCUCACCUGCACUCAGGAUGGGCUGUAGACCAGGCGAUUCUAGCUGAAGAAGAGCGAUUGGUAGUCAUUCGAUUUGGUCAUGAUUGGGAUGAAACUUGUAUGCAGAUGGACGAAGUGUUGGCAUCAGUAGCAGAAACGAUAAAGAAUUUUGCUGUGAUAUACCUGGUGGACAUCACAGAGGUUCCUGAUUUUAACACCAUGUAUGAGUUGUAUGAUCCAUCUACUGUCAUGUUCUUCUUCAGGAACAAGCAUAUUAUGAUUGAUCUUGGAACUGGUAAUAACAACAAGAUCAACUGGGCUCUCAAAGACAAGCAGGAAUUCAUUGACAUUGUUGAGACUGUCUACCGGGGUGCAAGGAAGGGUCGUGGUCUUGUCAUUGCUCCAAAAGACUACUCCACAAAGUACCGCUACUAAAUACUUUUGCUAAUUGUUUGAACUGUAGGAGAUUGCCUUGAAAACAUGCAUGCUUGUGUCAAACUUGUCUUUUAGAACAAAAGUGGGGAUGCCCUGGUUAAUUCAAAAUCUCAUGUUGUAAUACUGGUUGGUGUGGAUAACCAGUUCCAUGCUUUGGACAUGGACGACGCGUUGAACUCGGCAACUAUUCUAGAAUUGAAACAGUAUUCAUA
This is a messenger RNA of Populus nigra (black poplar), 703 nucleotides long. Its product is annotated as thioredoxin-like protein YLS8. The transcript is spliced from 2 exons. NCBI's taxonomy places the organism in Eukaryota, Viridiplantae, Streptophyta, Magnoliopsida, Malpighiales, Salicaceae. The record is from RefSeq and is a predicted model, not a curated record. Gene Ontology annotation, cellular component: U5 snRNP; spliceosomal complex; U4/U6 x U5 tri-snRNP complex. Bases 63 to 491 code for a protein of 142 amino acids. Gene Ontology annotation, biological process: mRNA splicing, via spliceosome.